Molecule: messenger RNA, 321 nt
Organism: Staurois parvus
Lineage: Eukaryota; Metazoa; Chordata; Amphibia; Anura; Ranidae
Source: the annotation of a GenBank genome assembly
CGGUCAUGUGAUCAGCUAUGUCCAAUCACAGCUGAUCACAUGGGACAUGUACACUGAUCAUCAGGGCACUGAUGACCAGUGUGCCCUGAUGAUCAGUGUGGCCCCAGAAGUGCCACCUGUCAGUGUUCAUCAAUGCCAGCAGUCAGUGCUCAUCAGUGCCAAGUGCGAGUCCCCAUCAGUGCCACAUCAAUGCCACAUAUCAGUGCCCAUCUAAGCUGCCUUUCAAUGUCACCCAUCAGUACCAGUCAGUGCCACCUAUCGAUGCCAAUCAGUGCCACCUAUCAGUGCUGCCAAUCAGUGCCACCUAUCAGUGCCAGUCAG